This is a messenger RNA of Haliaeetus leucocephalus (bald eagle), 4282 nucleotides long. It is a transcript of the gene OTUD4, whose product is annotated as OTU deubiquitinase 4. Lineage: Eukaryota; Metazoa; Chordata; Aves; Accipitriformes; Accipitridae. The record is from RefSeq and is a predicted model, not a curated record. Gene Ontology annotation, biological process: negative regulation of toll-like receptor signaling pathway; negative regulation of interleukin-1-mediated signaling pathway; regulation of protein K48-linked deubiquitination. Gene Ontology annotation, molecular function: K63-linked deubiquitinase activity; cysteine-type deubiquitinase activity.
GGCGGGAGCACAUGUCCUUUCUCUUUUGUUUUCCGCCUGGCAGGCCGGCUGCGCGCCCGGGCUGCGGAACCCGCCGGGAAUCGCCGCCCCGAGGGAGAAGCGGGAUCGGGACCCCGCCGGAGCCGUGUCCGGGGGCUGCUGCCCGGCCCUCUAGAGAAGCCUAGAAGCGACGGUUUUGUGGAGCUGGAAGUCCAGGCUGCGGAGCAAAACUUUGCCGUUUCUCCCCGCGAUUCCCACAUGCGAGUUGAUAACGUGAGACCGGCCGCUUUUCUUAUUGCUGCCGCUACCUCGAGUGCUGGGGGGGGCCAGCGCUCUCCUCCCCCACCUGCCGCUGUUUCCUUUACCCGGCCCUAGAGCUGCUCGGUGGGCUUACCUUGCCAUGUGGGGCUAGGAGAGGGGCGGCGGUUCUCCACGGUGUGAAGCGGUAAACAUGGAGGCGGCGUGCAGACCCGACGGCGGGGAGCAGAGUCAUCAAGGCAGCGGCAUGGACGCCCCUGGGGACGCUUCUAUGGACUGCUACUUGCGAUCUCAGGGCUUGUACAGAAAGAGAGUUGCCAAGGAUGGAUCUUGUCUUUUCAGGGCUGUGGCCGAGCAGGUGUUACACUCUCAGUCUCGGCAUAUUGAUGUUAGGAUGGCUUGUGUAGACUACCUUCGGAAACAUAGGGAGAAAUUUGAAGCAUUCAUAGAGGGGCCAUUUGAAGAGUAUUUAAAAUGUUUGGAAAAUCCACAGGAAUGGGUUGGACAAGUAGAAAUAAGUGCCCUUUCUCUUAUGUACAAGAAAGAUUUCAUAAUAUAUCGGGAACCAAAUGCUUCUCCUUCACAUGUAACUGAAAAUGGCUUUUCUGAUAAGGUAUUGCUGUGCUUCUCAAAUGGAAACCACUAUGAUAUUGUGUAUCCCAUAGAGUAUUCAGAAAAGGCUGCUCUGUGCCAGUCUCUGCUGUAUGAGUUGCUUUAUGAGAAAGUAUUUGAUACAGAUGUAAAGAAAAUCAUAGCAGAACUUAGUGCUGUUGGUGUAACAGAGGAAAGUAAUGGUAGCAGUGAAGUGUCUGCUUCAGAUUCAGAAGAUGAUAACUACAGAAGUAAAGCUACAACAGUUAGUGAUAUGAAUGGAUUGAAAUCUCUUUCUGGCAACAAGCACCUUAAGAGCAAUGGGAAUCCUACCUUGUUGGUCUUACCUAAAAAAGUUCUUAAAUCACUCAAUCCAUCAGUUUACAGAAAUGUUGAAUAUGACGUUUGGCUCCAAUCCAAAUGGGAUCAGCAAAAACAAGAUUUUUCUAUUGCUGCUGGCAUGCAAUACUCAGUUGGAGAUAAAUGUAAAGUGCGCUUAGACCAUAAUGGGAAAUUUUAUAAUGCCCAUAUUCAAGAAGGUUCAGAGAAUGGGCCAGUUGUUGUAUUUGUAGAAGAGCUCGGAGCAAAGCAUGCUGUCUCACUGAAGAGCCUUAAACCUCUUCCACAAGCCUCUCCUAUGGAGGGCUGGAACACUGUGCCAGGGAAGAAGAUAAAAAAGUUUUUCCCAACAUGGGGGCAGAAUGCUCAGCCCGAUGCAGAUUGCAGAGGGGCAAAGAAUCAGAGCAAGUCAAUAAAACCCCAGUCAGCACUACCUCCUCGACUUCAGCAUACUGUGGGAACCAGGCAGCAUCAGUUCUUAUGUUCUGGACCUCAACCUCAUCAGACCUCAACUGAGCAAAAAGCUCCAGGCAGGAAUCCUUCCCAAACUGUAAGAAAACCAGACCGGGAGAGAACGGAGGAUCUGAACCAUGGCAGCAGAGAUUGUAACUACUUUGGCCUGUCUCCAGAGGAACGCAGGGAGAAACAGGCUAUAGAAGAAUCUCGUUCACUUUAUGAGAUCCAGCAGAGGGAUGAACAAGCUUUUCCUGCUCUUUCCAAUAAUCAGUCAGUCUGUCAGGCUGCUACACAGACUCUGGAUAAUUUAAACCAGAAAAAGUUCUCAAGUAAUGAGAGAAGAAACAGCAAGUGGACAGCAGAGGUGGAAGAGCAGAAGGAUAAAGAGUCAAAUUCCAGGCAGAUCCACUUAAGUCAGAAGCUUGAGCCAAAUUCAUCUGAGAAGAAUAGUCAAGAUGAGAGUUAUCCAAAAGCUUCAUCUCCUUUGGAACAAGUAAAAACGGAUUCUCCGAUUCCUGCUGAGCAAAACCUGACAGAAUGCUUACCAAGCGUAACUCCAACACCCUCACCAGUCUUUUCUGAGGUGCAUUUACCUCCAACAGUGCCUUCUGUACCAGCCAUUGUGCCAGCUUGGCCAAGUGAGCCAACAACCUAUGGACCAGCAGGUAUUCCAGCCCAAAUACCUGCUUCUUCAUUGAUGCCAGCCCCAGCAACGGGACCUGACUCUAUUGUAUCACAGGCUCAGACUCUGAAUCCUUACCAGGAUCCGCUAUACCCUGGAUUCCCAUUUAGUGAAAAGGGAGAAAGAGCUGUUGCACCCUCUUACUCCCUGUGCAAUACUGGGGAAGACUUACCUAAAGAUAAGAAUAUUCUUAGAUUUUUCUUCAACCUUGGUGUGAAGGCAUACAGUUGUCCCAUGUGGGCACCCCAUUCUUACUUGUACCCCCUGCACCAGGCCUAUUUAGCUGCUUGUAGAAUGUACCCAAACGUGUCCCUUCCUGUGUAUCCGCACAACCCCUGGUUCCAGGAGGCUCCACCGACUCAGAAUGAAAACGAAACUGCACGAACAAACAGGCACUUUCCUGUUCUGAGCGAGGCCAGAUCCAACGGUCAGAUUCCACAGGUUGAUAGUAGAUCUCCAUCACUGCCUCUGAUUAUACCUACAGCUCAGGUGUCAGAAAGUCAAGGACAGGUCUGUGUAGAAACGGAGAAUCCGGUGCAAGCUCUUCAUGCAAACUAUGAGGAGUCCCUGAGAGGGAAAAAUAUGUUCCCACAGCCACCCUUUGGACACAAUCACUUUCUAGGAGCUGUUCCAAUAGCACCUCCUUUCUUUCCUCACUUUUGGUAUGGGUACCCAGUUCAGGGUUUCAUUGAAAAUUCAGUAGCAAGACCUAAUGUUGUCAUGUCACCUGAGGACAAAGAGGCAACAGCUAGCACCUCUGCGACCAUGUACGUGGCUAAAGAAUGCAACCCUCCGGUUCCUGUAGUAAACUGCGCAGAACAGCUUCAGAAGACUAACAGCAGCAGCGGCUCGAACACUGUACCAUUCCCUGUGGUUGGUGCAAGCAGUGAUUGCAGUGUGCCGAAAGAAACAUCAGCUAGGGCACCUCAGCUGGAGCAAACUUGUCCUUUGGCUUCUUCUCCAGCUAAGCAAAAACCAGCUGGGCAGCAAAAUCGUUCUCUGCAAACGCAGGGGACCGAGAGGCAGACCGCGGUGCCCAACACUCCACCACUGUUGGCAGAACCACCGAAAAAUGAACUGAAAAACAGCAUUCCCAGUCGUAAGGAGAAGACUGAUAAAGGUAGAGAUUCCAAGGGUGCUGGUAAUCUGCAGACAGAAAGCAGGGCACAGAGAACAAGGGAGGAGAGCUCUGAAGAUGAGAGUGAAGUUUCUGAUAUGCUGAGAAGUGGUAGAUCCAAGCAAUUUUAUAACCAGACUUAUGGUGGAGGCAGAAGGCCUAGACUUGAGUGGGGUUAUUCCAGUAGGGGAGGAUACCAGUUCCAAAGAAACGAGGAAGCCUGGAAAGGACCACCCAGCAGAAGCAGAGAUGACAGCUACCAGUAUCAGCGGAACUUUAGAGGGAGGCCAUAUAGGAAUGACAGGAGAAGGGCAACACUGGGAGAUAAUCAGAGGGGGCAUCAAGCAUAGAAUGAACGGAUAAUUGAAAAUUUUAAAAUGCAAAAAGUAAUUUGAAGUAGCAGUUUAAAAAUCUUAAAUCUCUUUCUUUUUAGGAAAGUUCAAGGGUAUGUUGUAACUUUUGGCGAGUAAAGACUAGGAUGAUGUGAACUCCUACCAUAUGUUUUUUGGGGGGGAUUAUAGAGUUUGGCUUAGCAUUUUUUCCUUAAUGUCAAGUUAGAAAAAAACCAAUAUAGGUUUAGUGUUUGAUAACUUUUUUUUUUCCCCCACAAAGGUUUGAGUUUGUGAUAGAAGAUGGAUACGUAUGUUUACUAGAGUGAUGAAUUAUAGCAUUUGAUGUGAUCUAGAUUUUAAAAUUGACAGUAACAUUGCACCAAAUAUAAAUGUAUAUUUUAUCAUACAAUGCCUUAGUUCUGAACUGAGCUAAAGGAAUUCUCAGCCUACUGCACUGUUGUCUUUGAUAUGCUUCCAACCCAAAGGCCUUUCAUCUCAAAGAAAAAAAAAAUAUCUGUCAAACUUGAA